AUGGACCUCAAUACCCUCUCAGCCAACUGGAGGAAACUACAGGCAAAGCUCAAGGCCUCCACCAGCGGGAUCUCUCCCAGACAGACCUCAUCCCACCAUGGCGUAAAGCGCAAGCAGGAUCACCGUCAGCGUACUUCGCGGGAGUCUCUUGCGGAGGCCUCGAAACCUAGGAAACGGCUGCGCGCUGGCAAGAGCAUGGCUCAGAAUCGCAACAACUCUAUCGAAAAGGUGUCGGUCAAGGAAGCCGAGAACAAUGAGAAUGUGCAGAGACCCAGACUUGCUCCUCUCGCUGCUUCAGACAAGGUCAAUGCUGGACUGUCAGCCGAGGUAGAAAUCGGCAGAUACGUCGCCCUGGAUUGCGAGAUGGUUGGAGUCGGGCCUAACCCCGACCGAGAGUCCGCCCUCGCCCGCGUUAGCAUUGUGAACUAUAACGGGGAUCAAGUCUACGACUCCUACGUUCUUCCACUGGAACCGGUGACCGACUACAGGACACAUGUUAGCGGGAUAUCAGCAAAACACAUCGAGGUUGCCAGGCCGUUGAAAGAGGUGCAAGCGGACGUGGUGAAGAUCCUCCAGGACAGAGUUCUCAUCGGUCACUCCAUAAGACACGAUCUAGCGGCAUUGAUGUUGAGCCACCCGCAGCGAGAUGUUCGUGACACUUCUCGCCACCCGCCCUACAGGAAGAUUGCCGGAGGCAGCUAUCCGAAGCUGAAGAUCCUCGCAUCAGAACUGUUGGGUACGGAGAUCCAAGACGGUGAGCACUCAAGCGUCGAAGAUGCUCGAGCCUGCAUGAUGCUCUUCCGGAAAGACAAAGCUGCGUUUGAACGAGAACAUUCCAAGAGAUGGCCCACACCACAGGCACCGACUCAGACACAGCAGGAGGCUGAAGCACCGACAAAGCCUCGUAAGCAUAAGAAAAAGAAAAAGAAGCACUAG
Cladophialophora yegresii CBS 114405 is the source of this 936-nucleotide messenger RNA. RefSeq lists its product as uncharacterized. The record is from RefSeq and is a predicted model, not a curated record. NCBI's taxonomy places the organism in Eukaryota, Fungi, Ascomycota, Eurotiomycetes, Chaetothyriales, Herpotrichiellaceae. Gene Ontology annotation, molecular function: 3'-5' exonuclease activity; nucleic acid binding. Bases 1 to 936 code for a protein of 311 amino acids. The transcript is spliced from 2 exons. Gene Ontology annotation, biological process: ribosomal large subunit assembly; rRNA processing. Gene Ontology annotation, cellular component: nucleus.